AUGGAUACUACUACAAAGAUAACAACCAAAGAAUAUGAUGAUCACAACAAAGAAGCUACAAGUUCAGGUGAUGAAGAAUUGACAUAUCAAGGACCAUAUCAAAUGAUUAUAGGGAAGUUGUUGUAUCUUACUGUCAUUAGACCUGAUAUAUCAUACAAUGUGCAGACACUAAGUCAAUUUCUUCAAAAACGAAAGAAGUCACAUAUUGAUGCAGCUAUGAGAAUUAUCAAAUAUGUCAAAGGAAAGCCAGGUCAAGGAGUGUUACUGUCUAGCAACAAGCAAGAUGUUCUAACUGCAAACUAUGAUGCAGGUUGGGCUUCAUGUCCCUUCACAAGAAAAUCAGUUACAGGAUUUGCAAUCAAACUUGGAGACUCACUAAUCUCCUGGAAAUCAAAGAAGUAG
Molecule: messenger RNA, 402 nt
Organism: Lycium barbarum (goji berry)
Lineage: Eukaryota; Viridiplantae; Streptophyta; Magnoliopsida; Solanales; Solanaceae
Exons: 1
Coding region: 1-402 (133 amino acids)
Source: RefSeq, a predicted model, not a curated record